Messenger RNA from Aspergillus alliaceus, 705 nucleotides. RefSeq lists its product as uncharacterized. The coding region runs from base 1 to 705 and encodes 234 amino acids. The record is from RefSeq and is a predicted model, not a curated record. Gene Ontology annotation, molecular function: iron ion binding; oxidoreductase activity, acting on single donors with incorporation of molecular oxygen, incorporation of two atoms of oxygen. The transcript is spliced from 4 exons. Lineage: Eukaryota; Fungi; Ascomycota; Eurotiomycetes; Eurotiales; Aspergillaceae.
AUGCGCUUCUCUUCUUCGGCCUUGUUCAGCCUGAUUUUCACGGCUAGCGCCCAUCUCGGACCACACACCGAGCCCUCCGAUACCCAAAUCAUUCACAAGGCUGCUCUAUCUUCCCGUUGCAUGAAGGAUGUCGUGCUCCCAAUCCGUACGCAAGCGCCCUACUAUCAAACCUUCCAGAACGAUACCUGUAUUUUCUCCCCCGAGAUAACCGCAGGGCCCUGCUACUGGCCGCACUCCUCAGCCCUCAAACGGGAUAUGACUGAGAACCAAGGUGUCAUGGCGGAUCUCUGGCACUGUAACGCUACCGGAAGCUACUCCAGCUUCAGCGCCCUUUCACCCAAUACCCCGUUUCCGGAGCUGCUUGCAGAACAGGGCAAGAAUAUUUCCGACUUAGUAGUUGGAACGACCGAUCUGUAUACGGACUCUGAGUCUUGGUUGCGAGGUACGUACCCGACUAUUGAGCAUGGGAUGAUGCAGAUGAAGACUAUUUUCCCAGAGGAUGCCGACUGGACCUUUCGGGAAAUCGGAACACUCGUGCUAGAGAACAUGGUCAGCACAGGACAAUUGUAUUUGGGCGAGGAGCCUGAAGCAAAAAUCAUGGCCAUGGACCCUUAUGCCUCUCAUACGGAAGUCAAGUGCACUAGCAAAGCGGAAAAUAAGGAAUUUUUCCAAGGGCAUGGCGGAACGGAUUACCCGGUCGUCUGA